CUAAUAUUUAACUCUAUGGCACAGUACAUGACAGACUGUGACUUCUAGUACAUUCCUAAAUUUUUCAGCGGCAGCACUGGCGAGUAGUUAUUAACUGCUGUGGAAGUGUGGAAGAAGGUGAAGGUGGUAUUAUUUCUUGUCUUGAACAAUCGAAAGUUAGAGGGAGAAAAAUGGCGGGUGGUGAAGUAAGUAAAACAACAAAACCCCAACUAAGAGGUCUCCUAGCUGGACAAAUUAAAUGGAAUAUUAUCAUUGCUGCCACUAUGGCUGCUGCAGCUGCCAUAGCCCAGAAAGUGUUUGUCAAUGAUCAGAGAAAGAAGGAUUAUGCUGCAUUUUACAGCGCCUUCUCAGCACCUGGUUUAAUGGAAGGGUACUACAAAUCUGGCCUCCACAUAAGUAGUCUGUAGCUUCGACAUGAAAUUUUAAACGUUCUUGUUGUUGAUUGGAUAGGAAGAGAGAAUCUAGCCCCCAUGCUAGGUACAUCAUAGCCUCCAUACGGUACUUCCAAUAUUUUAUUCAAGUGGACAAUAAAGGUACAACACAAACAACUUUUGUUUCUUAAUUAUUUAUUUAUACAAUAAUGUGACAUUUUACAUAGAAAUAUGAGUAUUUAAUUUGGAUUAAAUAUAUGUUUACUCGUUGAA
Molecule: messenger RNA, 644 nt
Organism: Diabrotica virgifera virgifera (western corn rootworm)
Lineage: Eukaryota; Metazoa; Arthropoda; Insecta; Coleoptera; Chrysomelidae
Gene: cype
Product: cytochrome c oxidase subunit 6C
Exons: 3
Coding region: 171-407 (78 amino acids)
Source: RefSeq, a predicted model, not a curated record